AAAAACAUUAUUUGCAUGCCACACAUUGUUGUGGCAUGGGACCAGACCCGGUCUUCCCCUGUUACACCUAUAAAAUGCUCGCUGUCCCUGGCACCUACACUCCUCGGAGACUCUCCAGCUCUGUUCAUCCCCUGCAGGUCAGCUCCAGGUCCAGCUCUAACUCUCACCAUGUCUGUUGUCGGUCGUCAGAGCAGCAGUUACAGCACCCGCAGCAUCUCCGGCUCCAGCGGCAUAAGCCUGAGCGGGAUGCAGCUGAUCGGUUCUGGUCAGACCCGCAUCUCCACCGGGUCCUUCCAAACUCGUGCACCCAGCGUGUACGGGGGCGCAGGAGGCUACGGGACCCGCAUCUCCCAGUCCCAGUCGGUCCUCUCCUCCGGGUCACUGAACGCUUACGCCGAGAGUGCAGUGAUCAACAAUGAGAAGGUGACCAUGCAGAACCUGAACGACCGUCUGGCCUCCUAUCUGGCCAAGGUGCGCUCCCUGGAGGCGGCCAACAGGAAGCUGGAGCUGCAGAUCAAAGAGUAUUAUGAAAAGAAAUCUUUUGGUGUUUCCAAAGACUUCACCAGCUUCUUCGCGACCAUCGCUGAUCUCCGGGCUAAGAUCCAUAGGAGAUGUGUCGAGAAUCAGACCAUCAACCUGCAGAUUGACAAUGCUCAGCUGGCCGCAGAUGACUUCAAAAUGAAGUAUGAGAUGGAGCUGAACAUGCAUAUGAAUGUGGAGGCAGAUGUGGCUCGUCUCCGAGGGGUCCGGGACAGCUUGACUCUCACCAUCAGUGACCUGGAGGUGCAGAUAGAAGGUCUGAAAGAGGAGCUGGCAUACAUCAAGACCAACCACGACGAGGAGAUGCGCCUUGCCAGGGUCCAGCAGAGUGGCACAGUUAAUGUAGAGGUUGACAGCACAGAGUCUGUUGAUCUGACAAAGGUCCUGGAAGAAGUGAGGGAACAAUAUGAGUCUGUGAUGAUGAAGAACAAGCUGGAGCUCGAGAAAUGGUUCAAAUCUAAGGUGGAAAUCCUCCAGUCUCAAAUCCUUACAAGUACAACAGAGGUGAAGACGUAUCACACAGAGCUGUCAGACCUGAAGAGAACCUACCAGAGUUUGGAGAUAAAUCGCCAAAGCAUCCACACAGAGAUUCAGUGCCUGCAGCAGAGCGUGGAGGAGGUGAAGAGUCGAUACAGUAUUCAGCUCAGCCAGCUACAGAUGACCAUCAACUCCCUGGAGCUGGAGCUGCAGCAGCUGAAAGUGUCCAUCGAGAAUCAGCAGGCCGAGUACAAACUGCUGCUAGACAUCAAGAUGAGGCUGGAACUGGAGAUCGCUGAGUAUAGGAGGCUGCUGGAUGGAGAACAUUAUGAGGAAAAAAAGGCUGUGGUCAUCAGUAAGGUUGUGGAAGUGCAAGAGACUAAACCCCACAUCGAGAGGAGGGUGAAGACCAUCGUGGAAGAGAUUGUUGAUGGGAAGGUGGUGUCCACCGUUGUUGACACCCAAGUGGAGGACAUUCAGUAACCCCUCUGCUCACCUCUGCUGCCACUAAACCUACGUUUUCACAUUGAUUUGGCCCAUGAAUGGUCUUAAUUCACUAAUUAUGUGUGCUUAAUAAAUAAUUUAGAGUCAGCUCUUAGCUUCAGCCAGGUGACAAAUCACUUUUUUAAACAGGGAUUACCUUGACUUUUUCUUUCUUUUCUUAUGAUUGCAAAUAUCUAGCAAGGUUGCAGCAUGUGACAGUCUUCCCACAAUGGGUGCUCGCUCUGUCCAGACAGACAGAAAUAUGAUUAAAAGUCAGAAUGCAAAGAUAAAGAUGUGUAUUGUUAAUUACUUCUGUGUAUUACAAUUCAUAUAGGUGGAUUAUAGUUUGAACUUGGAUUUUUUUUUAUUGGCAAAACUCAAUCACAGCAUAACCCAGCCACCAAAGACAUUAUUUCACAUCAAAUUUUGUCUGUAAAAAUAACAGGAAGUAUGAAGGGGUCAAAAUUCAAGCCAGUUUUUAUCAUACAAAGAAAUGCUAAAAAGUUGACAAUACUCAUGCUCGAUGUUGGCGUCUCCUAUAUAUUUCCUGUGUGGAUGUUUCAGCGAAAAUCGUAACAAUACACAAAAAUAAAGCAAAUUCUGGCACUGAU
Scatophagus argus is the source of this 2111-nucleotide messenger RNA. Its product is annotated as keratin, type I cytoskeletal 19-like. Lineage: Eukaryota; Metazoa; Chordata; Actinopteri; Scatophagidae. Gene Ontology annotation, molecular function: structural molecule activity. The record is from RefSeq and is a predicted model, not a curated record. Bases 16 to 1500 code for a protein of 494 amino acids. The transcript is spliced from 9 exons.